UGAGCCGGCCAAUCUCAGCCUCGAGCCCGGCCCCAUUCAGUCGCUAUGUAGCAGCGGAGGAAGGUCUGCACUGGUUUUCUACAGAGGGAAGGGCCGCCGUGAUCGAAAAGGAUUUGACGUUAGAAGCUUCAUUUGUUUAUGAUGAUUCGUUCCCUGUUAGCGUGAAGGAGAUUCAUAUCGCGGUGCUGAUUUUUCAUCGUUUUUACUUAAAAAAAUGGCGAACGACUCCCCGGCGAAGAGCCUGGUGGACAUCGACCUGGCAUCCCUGAGGGACCCUGCUGGCAUUUUUGAGCUGGUGGAAGUGGUGGGAAAUGGCACAUAUGGACAAGUUUAUAAGGGUCGACAUGUCAAGACGGGACAAUUGGCGGCCAUCAAGGUCAUGGAUGUCACAGAGGAUGAAGAGGAGGAAAUCAAGCUGGAGAUCAACAUGCUGAAGAAGUACUCCCACCACAGGAACAUCGCCACCUACUACGGCGCCUUCAUCAAAAAAAGCCCACCAGGCCACGACGACCAGCUUUGGCUGGUGAUGGAGUUCUGCGGCGCCGGUUCCAUCACAGACCUGGUGAAGAACACCAAAGGCAACUCGCUGAAGGAGGACUGGAUCGCCUACAUCUCCAGGGAGAUUCUCAGGGGCUUAGCUCAUCUUCACGCCCAUCACGUCAUCCAUCGGGACAUCAAAGGUCAAAACGUGCUGCUGACGGAGAACGCUGAGGUCAAACUAGUGGACUUUGGCGUGAGCGCUCAGCUGGACCGAACUGUGGGCCGGAGGAACACCUUCAUCGGGACGCCAUAUUGGAUGGCUCCUGAGGUCAUCGCUUGCGAUGAAAACCCGGAUGCCACCUAUGACUACCGGAGUGACCUGUGGUCCUGCGGAAUCACGGCCAUCGAGAUGGCAGAAGGAGCUCCCCCGCUGUGUGACAUGCACCCCAUGAGAGCCCUCUUCCUCAUCCCCAGAAACCCUCCUCCUCGACUCAAGUCCAAAAAAUGGUCCAAGAAGUUCUUCAGCUUCAUUGAGGGCUGCCUGGUGAAGAACUACACUCAGCGCCCCCCCACAGAGCAGCUCCUCAAGCACCCCUUCAUCCGCGACCAGCCCAACGAGAGGCAGGUGCGCAUCCAGCUCAAAGACCACAUCGACCGCACCAAAAAGAAGAGGGGCGAGAAGGAUGAGACGGAGUAUGAAUACAGUGGAAGUGAAGAGGAGGAGGAGGAAGCAUCCGAGCAAGAAGGAGAGCCAAGCUCCAUCGUCAACGUGCCGGGCGAGUCCACGCUGCGCCGCGACUUCAUUCGUCUGCAGCAGGAGAACAAGGAGCGCUCGGAGGCGCUGCGCCGCCAGCAGCUCCUGCAGGAGCAGCAGCUCCGCGAGCAGGAGGAGUACAAGCGGCAACUACUGGCUGAGCGGCAGAAGCGUAUUGAGCAGCAGAAGGAGCAGAGGCGGCGGCUGGAGGAGCAACAACGGCGUGAGAGGGAGAUGAGGAGGCAGCAGGAGCGCGAGCAGCGCCGUCGUGAGCAGGAGGAGAAGCGCCGCGUGGAGGAGCUGGAACGCCGCCGCAAGGAGGAGGAGGAGCGCCGGCGAGCUGAAGAAGAGAAGAGGAGGGCUGACAGGGAGCAGGAGUACAUCCGACGCCAGCUGGAGGAGGAGCAGAGACACCUGGAGAUCUUGCAGCAGCAGCUGCUGCAUGAACAAGCCAUGUUGUUGGAGUACAAAUGGCGGGAACUGGAGGAGCAGCGCCAAGCCCAAAAGCUCCAGAGGCAGCUUCAGCAGCAGCAGGCCUACCUGCUGUCCCUCCAGCAGAACCAGAACCAGAACCUGGACAGUAGCAAACAGAUCAUCAACCCCCCCAAGAACCUAGAUGCCAGCAGUGUAAAGCAGCAAGAACAGCAAAACCUUGCAGAUGUUUCUGAGAAGAAUUCUGAUGCUCCUGCCUGUGACCUCCAAAGCUCUCAAUCCGAGGCGGUUGCCGAGGCUGAUGAGCGGUACCGGAAGAACAUCCAGGGUUCUCCUCAGUCGGCACAAAGUAAACCGCCGCAGCCACCGGUGCCGCCGCGCUCCGAGUCAUCCUACCCCAACGGGAACGCAGAAGCCAUGCACCGGCCUGGGGAGGCACAGGUCCGUGCCCUAAAAAGCGGCGCCCUAGCCCCGUCGUCCUCCCCCGCCGCCGCCCCUCCGCCCGCUGUGUGUCGCUCGCACUCCUUCAGCGAGCAGCUCCCUCCCGCCUUUGACGGCCUCCAUCUCCGCCACAGCCAAGAACAUCACCUUCACCCUUCAUCUUUAUCACCAUCAUCAAAUCCUGCACGCACUGACCCACACCCCCACCCCCAGACUAGACCCUCGCCUCACGAACCUUCUCCAGAGGUGCCCCCCACGGUCCCCGUCAGGACGACAUCCAGGUCGCCGGUGUUGCCGAGGCGAGACUCGCCUCAUCGGCAUGGCAACACGCCACACAGUGGCCACGCUGUGAACCGCAACGCUGGCAGUCCCGCCGAGCCUCGGCUGCUGUGGGAGCGAGUGGAGAAGAUGGUUCCCAGAUCGGCAGGCAGCAGCGGCAGCGGAGGCUCCAGUUCCUCCAGCAGCUCCUCCAGCAACUCCGGCUCUCAGGCUGGUUCUCACUGUGGCUCUGGAGAGCGCUUCAGGGCCCGCACCUCCUCCAAGUCUGAGGGCUCGGCCCUUAAGAGGGCGGACAAAAAACCGGAGGAGAGGAGGGAGGCGGUGAGGCCAAGCAGACCAGCGGACCUGACGGCCCUGGCCAAGGAGCUGCGGGCGGCUGACGACGUUCGCCCGCCAAACAAAGUCACGGACUACUCGUCUUCCAGCGAGGAUUCGGACACCACGGACGAAGAUGAUGACGAGGAGGUGGACCAGGAGGGAGGCGAGGAGUCCACUUCGGGCCCGGAGGACACCAGGGCGGUGUCCUCCCGGCUGAGCAACGGCGAGACGGAGUCGGUGAAAACGAUGAUUGUUCACGACGAGGGUGAGAGUGACGUCGGCUCCACGCCCUGCAAAGACAGCACCCUGGUGGUUCGGCAGAGUGCAGGUGAUAACAAAAAGAGGCCGGGCCCCGGCAUUGGCCACGCCUCCCAGGGCCCCGUCCUGCAGACGGGCUUCAGCCCCAGUCCCGGCUCGGCGUCGAGCCCGGGUCUCGGCCAGCACACGCCCAGCCCCCACCACCAACACCACCACCAUCAUCACCACCAUCACCAUCAUCCGCAUCACCCCACACAGCAGCCGGACAGGAACGGCUUUGCGGGUCGCAUCCACCACCUCCCAGACCUGAUCCAACAGAGCCAUCAUUCCUCCCCUUCCUCCUCUGCAUCCACCUCACCCUCCUCCUCCAGCCUCGCCAGCCCCUCCAUGUCCCCCCAGAGUCCACUGGACAAGCUGGGCAUCCUCAUGGAGAGUCAGUCUAGUAACAACAUGCAGAAACACAAGUCGUCCUCCUCCUUCACGCCCUUCAUUGACCCCCGCCUCCUGCAAGUGUCUCCAUCCACCGGCAGCGCCCUCAACAACGUCGGCUACGGCAACGAUGCCCGACUGGCAGAGGCGCUGAGGGCCGACCCGUCCCGGAAAGGUUCCGUGGUCAACGUCAACCCGGUCAACACCCGCCCGCAAAGCGACACCCCCGAGAUCCGCAAGUACAAGAAGAGGUUCAACUCGGAGAUCCUUUGCGCUGCACUCUGGGGCGUGAACCUGCUGGUGGGAACGGAGAGCGGUUUGAUGCUGUUGGAUCGCAGCGGUCAGGGCAAAGUUUACCCGCUCAUCAACCGACGACGCUUCCAGCAGAUGGACGUCCUGGAGGGACUCAACGUCCUGGUCACAAUAUCAGGUAAGAAGAACAAGCUGCGUGUUUACUACCUGUCUUGGCUGCGGAACAAGAUCCUUCACAACGAUCCUGAGGUGGAGAAGAAGCAAGGCUGGACCACCGUAGGAGACCUGGAGGGCUGCGUCCACUACAAAGUCGUCAAAUACGAGAGGAUCAAGUUCUUGGUCUUGGCCUUGAAGAACUCUGUGGAGGUCUACGCCUGGGCUCCCAAACCUUACCACAAGUUCAUGGCCUUCAAGUCCUUUGGUGACCUGGUGCAUAAACCUCUGCUGGUGGACUUGACCGUGGAGGAAGGCCAGAGGUUAAAGGUCAUCUACGGCUCCUGCUCAGGCUUCCACGCCGUGGAUGUGGACUCCGGGGCGGUCUACGACAUCUACCUACCCACGCACAUCCAAACCCACAUCCAGUCUCACGCCAUCAUCAUCCUGCCCAACACGGACGGCAUCGAGCUGCUGGUGUGCUACGAGGACGAGGGCGUCUACGUCAACACGUACGGACGCAUCACCAAGGACGUGGUGUUGCAGUGGGGGGAGAUGCCCACCUCAGUGGCCUACAUCCGCUCCAACCAGAUCAUGGGCUGGGGUGAGAAGGCCAUCGAGAUCCGCUCGGUGGAGACGGGCCACCUGGACGGCGUCUUCAUGCACAAGCGAGCCCAGAGACUCAAGUUCUUGUGCGAGAGGAACGACAAGGUGUUCUUCGCCUCGGUGCGGUCCGGAGGCUCCAGUCAGGUGUACUUCAUGACCCUGGGCCGCAGCAACCUGCUCAGCUGGUAGACCUUCUUCCUCCUCUUCCUCCCAGUCCUCCGCCCCCGCCCUCGUCAACACUGGAUCUCAGAACCCACCGUCCACGUCUCGGACCGCCAAGAGAACCGCAGACUGGACUCCACCUUGUGUCGGCAGCGUGACAAAGAUCGCAGUCACGUGGGCGCCCCCCCCCCCCCCCCCCCCCCUCCCUCUUCUCCCACCCCGCACUUCCUGAUGUCAGCCGCACAGGAAGCUGACAGGGAAAUGAGGAAGUUGUGGAUUCACGGAGGAGGACGUGGAAGUCUUUUCCCGGCGCUCCUGGACUUCUUCUAACCGCCAGAACCGCUUACUCGCUCUUUCGACCGCUAGAAUCCUCCUCCUCCACCCCCCCUCAUCCCUUCGGCGGCAAGUCAAAAUGGACUCUCCAUCACUUCCUGUCAGUGUUGGAUGAGGUCGGACGGGGAAUGGCUAGAGGAAGUGACACGGCGAUGGAUUCCAGAGUAGUAUUUUUCAAUUCUUAUUCCUCCCACAUGAGCGUGAAUAUGUGCAGUUGUUCAAUUUGUCUUUGACCUUUUUUUUAAUUUUAAUUCUGAUUAAUAUUAUUAUUAAUAUUCAUAUUGUUUUCAAAUGCACAUCCACCCUCGUGUCCACCGUCUGCUUGCUUCCACCCACAGAGGGCGACGUGUCUGUCUGCACAGAAUGUGUGCGUACCAAAAAAGUCAAUAAAGUUGUGUAUGUAAAAAAUAUAUAUAAAUAAUAUUAAUAAUAAUAAUGAUGAUGAUGAUGAUGUAAUCUUGCAAAGAUAAGUGGUGAAACAUGACCGUGACUCUCAGCUGUGAAUACGACAUAAUGGAUUUAUUCAGGUAUAUGUGUGUGUGUGUGUGUGUGUGUGUCCAAAGCAUGAGACAACCGUGAUGAUGUCCUGAUGAUUGACAGCUGGGUCACAUGUACAUAUAUCCUUGGAUGGGGGAGGGGUUUAUCAGGACGUUUGUGUGUGUGUGUGUGUGUUUGCAUCAAGGCUGUGACGGUGACUAAAAAUGGCUCGCAGUGUCGUUACCUCUCCUCAAGGUGUCGGGGGCGGGGUGUUUUUACGUGUCGGGCCGCCCACGUGGACGACUGUUGCCGUGGUAACGUAUCUUAGCGCCUGGCCAAUCAUAAGGCAGCCUGUGCUAGCGUGAGAUGUGACAACAUACCGUGGUAUUUUCCUACGUAGGCAAGAAUCCUGACGACGUCAACGUCUACUUUCGGUUCAUGACGGCAUGUUUUGGUAGAAUUGGCCAAGAAUCCUACUGAUUUUGAAUAUUCCCCCUGUUCAAGUCCAAAUCAGGACAGGAAGUCGGUCCGGUUUCCUUGUCAUGUCUUAUUACUUUUCACUCUUGUGAAACGUGUCUUGUAGGUUUUUCAACACGACAUGAAUAAAUCCUUGCUGUUUCGGGGUUGAAUGCGGCCUGUUAUUGGUCAUCAAAUAUAUAUGUUUUUUUUUUUUUUCAAACAUUUUGAUGCUUGAAAAUGUUUUUAAUUUGACCAACAAACUUGGAAAAUUUGCUUAUAUUUAAAUAUACAUUUA
This is a messenger RNA of Doryrhamphus excisus (bluestripe pipefish), 6128 nucleotides long. Its product is annotated as mitogen-activated protein kinase kinase kinase kinase 4-like. Gene Ontology annotation, molecular function: ATP binding; protein kinase activity. Gene Ontology annotation, biological process: protein phosphorylation. The record is from RefSeq and is a predicted model, not a curated record. Gene Ontology annotation, cellular component: cytosol. NCBI's taxonomy places the organism in Eukaryota, Metazoa, Chordata, Actinopteri, Syngnathiformes, Syngnathidae.